Messenger RNA from Anopheles moucheti, 708 nucleotides. RefSeq lists its product as uncharacterized. The record is from RefSeq and is a predicted model, not a curated record. The transcript is spliced from 3 exons. Bases 1 to 708 code for a protein of 235 amino acids. NCBI's taxonomy places the organism in Eukaryota, Metazoa, Arthropoda, Insecta, Diptera, Culicidae.
AUGGCUAAGUCUGGUUUUGACAGCGAGGUGGAUUCCGAAAUUUAUAUAUGCCAUGGUAUAGGCAAACAAAUCGCGUUCCGUAAAUCAGCACGCACAACGCAGUCGUCGAUUGCUACACAAACAAUUUCAUCCGGCGAAGAGAAUGCGUGCUUUGGCCAAAUUCUUAAUAAACUCAACGAGAUCCAACGGAAACAGCUAGUCACAAACAAAAAACUGUUGGAAAUGGACAGGCAAAUGAAACUCGUUCGUGCGGAGCUAGACCUGCUGGCGGACAGAAUUGCUCCCAGGGUUGGCGUUGUACGAGCAAACAGUUUUGAAUUCGAACCCAUAGGAUGUAAGGAAGAAUUGGACGAUUUUGAGCAAAAUCUACGAGGGCAAGAAUUCAAAAUUAAAAUGCGUCAGUUUGUAGAUGCCAGGCUGCCAACUGAAAGUAUUGAAGCGCGCCUACAUGCCAGCGUUGACGUCCUUUUUAAACGCGAUUUUGUUGUAAAGUUAAGCUGGACAGGCAUGGGUCAUCCGAACCCAAAAAUAGCGUUUAAGGAUUAUAAUAAUGUACUAAAUUUUUAUAUAUACAUUGGGACAUGUCAUGGUUUUAAUGCUACCGACAUUAAAAUUAAAUCAUUUUUACAAAAUAAGUUUAGACAUAGUAUACAAAGAUUAAAUUUAGUAGGUGUAGUGAAAACAUCUUAUCAUAGGCAUAGCAAGUAG